Molecule: messenger RNA, 411 nt
Organism: Ilex paraguariensis (yerba mate)
Lineage: Eukaryota; Viridiplantae; Streptophyta; Magnoliopsida; Aquifoliales; Aquifoliaceae
Source: the annotation of a GenBank genome assembly
AUGGCCACAAGUGGAAACAAGAACAUCAACGCCAAAUUGGUGCUGCUUGGAGAUGUUGGAGCUGGAAAAUCUAGUUUGGUGUUGCGUUUUGUUAAAGGACAGUUUGUUGAAUUUCAGGAAUCAACAAUAGGCGCUGCCUUUUUCUCACAAAUAUUGGCAGUAAAUGAUGCAACUGUAAAAUUUGAAAUAUGGGAUACAGCUGGUCAAGAGAGAUACCAUAGCUUAGCUCCAAUGUAUUAUAGAGGAGCUGCUGCAGCAAUAAUUGUUUAUGAUAUAACGAAUCAAGUUGACCAUAUGGCAGUAUUUUCAUGGAUGACCUUACUAUUAUCUGAUAGUAUAGUCGGAUCUCUUAUGAAAAAGCUUUCUAAAAGAGCAUUGCAAGUACCUGCAUACUUAAGGAGUUCAGGCUGA